AUGGGUGAGGAAGAGGCAGAAUGUGGCUUUGUGUUGCUGCUGAUGGCGAUAUACUGGAUAACAGAGGUGAUUCCACUGUCCAUGACCGCCAUGCUCCCCGCCAUCCUCUUCCCCCUGUGUGGCAUCAUGUCGUCCUCCAAUGUGAGUCAAUCAGAUUCUCAGGAGAUCUUCACCGGGGUCGUUUUUGUGGGGAUGGUUUUGUUGUGGUUGACCAGAUCUCCAGGUUUUAUACCCGGCUGGGCUUCCCUCUUCCCUCAUAAAUCCAACUACAUCACAGAUGCCACUGUGGCUCUGGUGCUGGGCGUCCUCCUCUUCAUCGUACCUGCUCACGGACCCUCCAGAAAAUAUGAGUCAAUGAUUUCCUGGAAAGAGUUUCAGGCCUCCAUGCCGUGGCAAGUUGCCCUGAUGGUUAGUGGAGGCUUUGCCCUCGCUAAAGGUGCAGAGGAGUCAGGUCUGUCUUUAUGGCUGGCCAGGCUGAUGACACCUCUGGGUGACCUCCCGGUCUUAGCCACAGUCACAGUGGCCUGCCUCCUUACCACCACACUGACAGAGGUGGCCAGCAACGCCGCCACCAUCACCAUCUUCCUCCCCAUCCUCUCUCCUCUGGCCGAGGCCAUACACGUCAACCCUUUGUACAUCCUGAUCCCCGCCACCCUGUGCACAUCCUUCUCCUUCCUCCUGCCAGUGUCCAAC
Neolamprologus brichardi is the source of this 693-nucleotide messenger RNA. NCBI's taxonomy places the organism in Eukaryota, Metazoa, Chordata, Actinopteri, Cichliformes, Cichlidae. The record is from RefSeq and is a predicted model, not a curated record.